AUGCCUCUGGAGAGAAGUCUUGCCAGGCUGCUCAGGCUGGUGGUGCUGCUUUUGCUGUUUCAUCCUGUGGACUGGAGAGAACACACUAUGCUGUGCUCCAUGCUUGAUCCCCUCCCUAUUCCACAUGAGCAGUACCAGCCUGGGGACCUUCUCCUGGGUGGGGUGUCUUCUAUGAUCACAUACACUCUUCACACAUCGUCAUUCAGGGUGCAUCCUGCAGAGAAAGCGUAUGAGGAUCCACAUAUGGUAACAAAGUUCUACCAGCACAUCCUUGCCUUGUUGUUUGCCAUCCAUGAAAUCAACGAGUAUCCCAAGAUACUGCCCAACAUUACUCUUGGAUCCCACAUCUACGACAGCUACUAUGAUGUGAAGAUGACCUAUCGUACUACUCUGGACAUGCUCUUCAAAUCACAAAGAUUUGUCCCCAGCUACAAAUGUGACACCCAGAAAAACCUCAUAGCUGUCAUCGGGGGACUCGGAUCUGAGACUUCUUUCCAUAUGGAAGACCUCUUAAGUCUUUACAAGAUUCCACAGCUCACGUAUGGGUCAUUUGCCCCUGAGGAUGCCACAAAGUCUAAUACUUUUUACCGCAUGGUUCCCAAUGAAGACCAUCAGUACAUCAGGAUUGUCCAGUUGCUUCUCCAUUUUGGAUGGACCUGGGUUGGGCUGUUCGCCGUGGAUGAUGAAAGUGGAGAACGUUUUAUACAGGCCAUGGAACCAUUGCUCUCACAAAAUGAGAUCUGUUUGGCCCUUACAGUACCAGUCCCCAAACGAUUCCUUUGGAAUACCCUAAAUGACAUUUAUGAAAUUGCCUCAAAUAUUUAUGAAACUUUUCCAGAUACCAAAGCCAGUGCGCUUAUUUUCUAUGGAGAUUCCAUGGGAAUUGUAACAUUCAGCAUGUAUAUGCUUCUAGGAGAUCCUGGAAGUAAGGAAAGUGCUGCAUUAAAAAAAGUGUGGAUUAUGACAGUCCAGACUGAUUAUGUAUUAAUAGGCCAUCUAAAAUACUUUGAUUUUCAAUACUUCCAAGGUGCCAUUUCUUUCACAAUUCAUACCAUGGAGGUUCCAGGGUUCCAGAACUUUCUUCAGCACAUAAAACCUGACUCAACCCAAGGAGAUGGUUUUCUCCAGGACUUCUGGAAGCAAGUAUUUGACUGCCCACUCCUAAAUCCCCUGGAGCUCUUGAAGGAUGACAACGCAUGUACUGGAAAGGAAAAGCUAGAGAGCCUUCCGUAUCCCGUGUUUGAAAUGCACAUGACUGGCCACAGCUACAGUGUUUACAAUGCAGUCUAUGCUGUAGCACAUGCCCUUCAUGCCCUUCUCUCAUCAAGAUCCAAGCAUGGAGCAAUGGCAGGUGACAGAAGAUUUGAAUUUCAGCAUCUCCAGCCUUGGCAGCUGCACCGGAUUCUGCAAGGCAUUUCAUUUAAUAAUUCAGCAGGAGAAUUGAUAUAUUUUGAUGAGACCAGCGAGAGGAUAACUGGGUUCGAUAUCAUGAACCUAGUCACCUUCCCGAACAAGUCCUUUGGCAGUGUGAAAGUGGGAAGAGUAGACCCCAAUGCUCUCAAAGGAGAAGAAUUCAUCAUCAAUGAAGAUAUCAUUGUAUGGCAAGCAAGUUUUAACCAGGUGCUGCCUCUGUCUGUGUGCAAUGAUUACUGCCGUCCUGGUUAUCAGAAGAAGAAAAAGGAAGGAGAGAAAUUUUGCUGCUAUGAUUGUGCUCCAUGCCCAGAAGGGAAGAUAUCGAACCAGACGGAUAUGGAAGACUGCGUCAAAUGUCCAGAAGAUGAAUAUACAAACAAGGACCAAGAUGGAUGUCUCUCUAAAGCUACAACCUUCCUAUCCUUGGAAGAACCUUUAGGGAUCAGUUUGACUUCAAUAGCUGUUUCUCUGUCUCUAAUCACAGCUUUAGUGCUAGGAACUUUCAUUACCCACAGAAAUACCCCCCUGGUCAAAGCCAACAACCGGCAUAUCACCUACGGUCUACUCCUCUCCCUUCUGCUUUGUUUCCUUUGUUCUUUGCUGUUUAUCGGACAGCCUAUGAAAGUAACCUGCUUCCUCCGUCAAGCUGCUUUUGGCAUUGUCUUCUCCAUGGCUUUGUCAUGUGUGUUGGCCAAAACUAUCACGGUCGUCAUAGCUUUCAUGGCCACCAAACCAGGGUCCAGCAUGAGGAAGUGGGUAGGGAAAAGACUGGCCAGCUUCAUUGUCCUUUCCUGCUCCUUUCUUCAAGUAAGCAUUUGUAUGGUAUGGCUAGGAAUCUCUCCCCCUUUCCCAGAUUUUGACAUGCAGUCAUUGACGGAAGAGAUUGUAGCCUUCUGUAAUGAGGGGUCUGUUGUCAUGUUUUACAUUGUCCUGGGCUUUAUGGGAGUUCUUUCCAUCAUCAGCUUGAUUGUAGCCUUUCAAGCCAGGAAGCUUCCAGACACUUUUAAUGAAGCCAAGUUUAUCACUUUCAGCAUGGUGAUCUUUUGCAGCGUUUGGCUGUCUUUUUUACCAACCUACCUGAGCACCAAUGGGAAAUACAUGGUAGCCGUGGAGAUCUUCUCUAUCUUGGCCUCUAGUGCUGGAAUACUGGUCUGUAUAUUUUCUCCAAAGGUUUACAUUAUUGUCCUGAGGCCUGAGCUGAACACAAAAGAGGAGAUCAUUAGGAGAAAGGAUUAG
Molecule: messenger RNA, 2649 nt
Organism: Heteronotia binoei (common prickly gecko)
Lineage: Eukaryota; Metazoa; Chordata; Lepidosauria; Squamata; Gekkonidae
Product: vomeronasal type-2 receptor 26-like
Exons: 6
Coding region: 1-2649 (882 amino acids)
Biological process (GO): G protein-coupled receptor signaling pathway
Cellular component (GO): membrane
Molecular function (GO): G protein-coupled receptor activity
Source: RefSeq, a predicted model, not a curated record